Molecule: messenger RNA, 2031 nt
Organism: Phalaenopsis equestris
Lineage: Eukaryota; Viridiplantae; Streptophyta; Magnoliopsida; Asparagales; Orchidaceae
Product: FAD synthase
Exons: 16
Coding region: 305-1840 (511 amino acids)
Biological process (GO): FAD biosynthetic process
Molecular function (GO): FMN adenylyltransferase activity
Source: RefSeq, a predicted model, not a curated record
UCUUUUAGGCGUGGUUCACGAUUAAAUGCGAGUUUAAUAGAUUCAAUCAAAUAACCCACAUCCAUUGAUCGGUUCGGGAUAGUAUCAAAUCACCUUGAGCCCAUUCGUCGGAUCCGUUAUAAAUCUUCCUCCCGCACUCUCGUGGCUGCGUGGCUAUUGAAUCAGUCCGCCACUGAUCAUCUCCUCUCUGUCUCUCCGUAUCUUCGUAUCUCUCUCCCACCAGUUCUUCUCCCAUAAAGGGGACCAUCUCGCUUCCUCUCUUCGAGCAAUCUCAUUUGGUACAGAUUGGGAAUCAGCCCUAAAGAUGGAAAUCCAUAUGGCUAUUAAGAGUUGUAGUGAUCAAAGGCUUCAGACCAAGUACCAGAACGCGACCUACGUGAUUCGGAGGGCUUUUGCUCUUUACGAGUUUCAACAGGUUGCAUUCAGUUUUAAUGGCGGGAAAGACUCAACUGUUUUACUGCAUUUACUACGUGCUGGAUAUUUUUUGUAUCAGGAAGAAAUGAGUAGUUUCAAUGGAAAAAUGGAUUCUGUGCUAAAGUGUCCAAUAAGAACUAUAUACUUCGAGACUACUUCUGCUUUCCCUGAAAUUAAUUCAUUCACUUAUGAGACGGCCGCUCUAUAUGAUUUACAAUUGGAGAUUAUUCGCCUUGAUUUUAAGUCUGGACUAGAGGCUUUACUUAAGGAAAAACCUACAAAAGCUAUAUUCCUGGGUACCCGAAUUGGUGAUCCAAAUGCUAUCGGCCAAGAGCAGUUUUCUCCAAGCUCAACUGGAUGGCCUCCUUUUAUGAGGGUGAAUCCUAUCCUUGAUUGGUCAUACAGAGAUGUUUGGGCUUUCAUCCUGGCCUGCAAGGUUCCAUAUUGCAGUCUAUAUGAUGAAGGGUAUACUUCCAUUGGGAGCAUAUAUGAUACAGAGCCAAAUGCAUUGUUAUGCAUUCCUUAUCAGUCUGGCGAUAAAGCAAAGUUCAAACCCGCUUAUCUUUUAUCAGAUGGAAGACUUGAGAGAGCUGGGAGAGCAAAGAAGCUUGCUUCAAAGAAUGAAACCAUUCCUACCAUGAGUAAUGGUUUAAAGACUGCUCAUCCACAUCAAAGUUGCUCUUUUUCAUCGUCAAUCAUUACAGUAGGUGAUGAGAUUCUGUUUGGCUCUGUGGAGGGAAAAACAGGUGCAACGUUAUGCAAGAAACUAAAUGCUAUAGGCUGGCGGGUUUCUCAUAUAGCUGUUGUUGGUAAUGAUAUUGAUUUUAUAGCCGAGGAAUUGGAGCGCAGGAAGUGCACAGAUGACUUGAUAUUUCUUUUUGGAGCGCUUGGGCCUUUACAUUCAGAUGUUUCAUUAGCUGGUGUGGCAAAAGCUUUUAGAGUUCGUCUGGCCCCUGAUGAAGAGUUUGAAGAGUAUCUUACACCUAUGAUGGGAAGUCAUGGCACAGGCAACCGAAAUGAGAUGGCGUUAUUGCCGGAAGGUAUCACAGAAUUGCUGUACCAUGAGAUGCUAGAAGUGCCAUUGAUUAAAUGUUGUAACGUGAUUCUUCUUUCUGCAACAAAUACUUCUGAACUGGAGAAGCAGUGGGAUUGUCUUCUACAGUUGCAUAACAGCCCUUUAGUGCAAGUGGGCCCCUUCAUAUCAAAGCAACUCAGCACCAUGCUCUCUGAUGUUGAGAUUGCUGAGGUGGUUUCAAAAUUAUGCCUUGAUUUCCCUGAUAUUUAUAUUGGAUGCUAUCGCCAGUCCAGAGCUGGACCUCUCAUAAUAAAUUUUGUCGGAAAGGACCGAGAAAGAAUAGAAUUUGCUUCCCAAACCUUGACUCAGAAGUUUGAAGUUGGAGCAUUUUCUGAACAAAGCAGUAGGUGAUUUCAGUUCUCUCUCCAUCAUUUCUUCUUCAAACUUUGCUCUCAGUCUGUUACUGCAUGAAGAGAGACAGAAAGAGAGAGAUAGAGGGAGAGAGAGAGAGCGAGAGUAAAUAAAAAGGAGAGAGGUAGAGAGAGAAUCUGAAUCUUCAAGAGCCUCCUGUCAAAAGAGGCUUCUCUUUUGUGGCUUCUUUU